This is a messenger RNA of Closterium sp. Naga37s-1, 1710 nucleotides long. Lineage: Eukaryota; Viridiplantae; Streptophyta; Zygnematophyceae; Desmidiales; Closteriaceae. The record is from the annotation of a GenBank genome assembly.
AUGAGUUUCAUCGAGAAGGUCUGGAGUGAAGUAAUGGGAAGCUCUCCGCAGCUCCCUUCAUCCUUGGACAAGAGCGUCUCGAUUUCUCCUAGAAGCUCUCUGGAACGUUACGACAGCGGGGGAAGCCCGCUUUCUCCUUCGAAUGAAGGCUCAUAUCAUGGAAUUCCACCGCCGCUGAAUCUCGACGAGCGGCGUAAGAGCGCAGAUAUGGCGUCUGACGGUCGGACAGUGAUGCCGAGAAUCACCAAGAGCAUCUCCAUUGCUACACAGCAGCCAAAGACGGCUCGCCGGCUCGACACCUCUCGCUCUCUGCCAGCUCACUACGACACUGGCCUUUCGAACUUGCCUUCCCCCGCGUCACGCAAGGGAGAGAACGUCUGGCGCAGUGUGUUUCACCCUGGAAGUAACAAGGCUGGGAUGGACCGCGUUGGUGCUACCAGAUUUGACAAGGCUAGCUCGUCGGAGCCGUCCGUGUUCGACUGGCUGUACAAUCCCAAGACGAAGUCGCAGUAUCAACAACGCUUCUCUCGUCCUUCUCUCUGCUUGAAAUGGCGACUCGGCGUGUCCGCUGCAUCCGCCGCAUCGGACGGCGGAAGCGGCGCUUACAGCAGCAUCUCCCCUGAAAAUGCCGGACAGGUUGCGGCGCCUAAACCAGGCUUAUCUGGACAGGUCUCACCUGCGUCUGCUGCAGAAUCAGUGGGAACAGACUAUAGCGGGGAUGCAGAUGCAGCAGCAGCGACUUCUAGGGCCAGUCGGCACCGCCCCGGGCAGAUGGAAUUCGUUCCCGGGCAGAAGGAGUUUCGUCCCACGAGAAACAGAGUGGUGGCAUUGGCUGCAGUGGCGCUCGUUCUCGUCCUCAAUCGCCGCUGGUUACUCUCCGAGCUCAUCCGCUCCUCCCUUCUCAUCCUCUCUCUCUUCACCGCUGCCUGUGGUUCAACCGCUGUCUUCCUCCUCUUCCUCGCACACUCCCUCCUCCUCCUCCUCCCUGACCCCAUCCUCACUCGCCUCUCCAUCCUCCUCUCUGUCAUCGCAUCUGGCGCCGAGUUCCUCUAUUUCGCGGUACUCGCUCAGUUUGACGUCAUGCCAGUUGGACCGGUUAUCCUGAACGCUCUUCUGGUUACCGCAGUUGUUACUGUAGCUCAGCGAUUUGAUUCUGACCCGGAGAGGCUAAACGGCCCGCUGUGGCUCGCUGGAUCGGCAGCUGUUGGUCUCGCGACAGGUGUCGUUCCGCCAUUGGUUUUCCUGCUUAUCCUGACCAUCCUCACUGGGUUCUCCGCGGCUCGUGCGGUUCUCUCAUCGUCAACAGCUGCUGCUGCAUCUGAUUCAUCAUCCACCCUCGCUUCCUCCACCUCCUCCUCCUCCUCCUCUUCCUCCUUGCCCUCUGCCACGACCAAACCUCAAGCUUUGGCCGGACCUAACUGGUUGUCAGUGGUGGCGCCAGCAGUGGCGGCGAUUGCCGGAGCAGCGGAGAACCUUGGGGUUCGUCUGCUAGCGGUGGGGGUGUAUGCGAUGCUUGCUGUGUGGCUUCACCAUUCAGGGAGAAUUACCUUCCAAAGUGACCCCAGUACCGCAGCAGCAGCACACGAGAAGCAUGCCAAGACCUGGAAGCUUCAACCGAUGAGUGUUAUUCAAGGGAUUGUGGCGUUUACUGGUUUGGUGGCGGUGAUGAGGUGGGGCAACAAUGCCUUUCUUGCAUGGAUGGUGCUCUGA